This is a messenger RNA of Plasmodium vinckei vinckei, 1281 nucleotides long. RefSeq names its product conserved Plasmodium protein, unknown function. NCBI's taxonomy places the organism in Eukaryota, Apicomplexa, Aconoidasida, Haemosporida, Plasmodiidae. The transcript has a single exon. Bases 1 to 1281 code for a protein of 426 amino acids. The record is from RefSeq and is a predicted model, not a curated record.
AUGAAGAUUGGAGAACAAAAUAUGAAAUAUGAUGAUGGGAAACUUUAUGUCAUGUACGAUAAUAUAUAUGACGCAUAUUUAAAGGAAGAUCGAAAGAAUUAUUUUACAAGAAUAUUGAGAUUUCCAAACCCGUCUAUAUUAAUAAUAAAAGCAUUGUGCAAACUUUACAAUAUAACAGACAAAGUAGAGUACGUUUCUUGUGAUUCGAAUUUUGAAGUAAUAAAAACCCAUAGCUAUUUUAAUGGGGAGAAAAAAAGUGUUUAUGAAACUUUGCAUAUUAUAAAUUCAUUAAAUAAGGAAACGAAACCAAGCACAUUACAAAAUAAUAGCAAAGAUAAAAAUGCAUCCCAAAAUUUGGAUGCCACCAAAAAUGAUAUGAACUUGAGAAUAUAUUACAUUUUAAACGAAUUUAAUGAAGUCUAUGAAUAUUUUUUAUUUUUUUGUAAAGAAAUUUAUGAUAAUUAUACUUAUAAAUUUUUUGUAAAUAGUAAUUACAAUAUAAUAAAAGGAUAUUUAAAAUUACAGUAUAUAAAAAGUUACGUGUCUAAAAAAUUUAAUAAUGUUUCCUUUGAAACAAUUUUAAAUAAAUUUAUUAAAUUGUUAAAAUUGUUUAAUAAGUUAGAAGAAAAUUGUAUGCAAAUAGACUGUGUUGUUUUUUAUGUAUACUUUUAUGCAUUUUUAAAUAUCCCUAUUCAUCUAUAUCCUUGGAAUUGUGAUAAUAAUAUAAAUGAUACGUUAUACAGAAAAAUAUUAAAUAAUGGAAAUAUGAAUACCAUAAUUGAUCAAGUUAAAACUAAUAAGCAAAUGUUUUUUUCUCAUAUUUUAAUCGGAACAAAUGAUGUAGAACAAAAUUAUUAUGAAACCUAUGAUUUUAAUACAGCUAUAUUUCUCAGCAAUCAAAAGAAAAUUGAUAUACCAAAUGAAGCUGUGAAAGACGAAGGGAAGAAAAAGAAAAAUGAAGAAGAAAAAGAAGAGAAAAAAAAAAAAAAAAAAUCAGCUCAAUCAAAUACGGAUAAUAAAAAGCCCAUUGAUAAUGCAAACAAAGAUAUUUCUUUUUAUGAGAAUACUGAGGACUAUAUUAUUCUGAACGAAUAUAACAUAUUAAAAUAUAUAGGUUAUAACACAAUGAAACAAUUUUAUUUGCCACAUUUUUAUUAUUUAACAAUUUUAAAAAAAAGUUUUUUAAUUAAUGUUAAAAUGAAAACUAUUUACAAUUUUUUUAGUAAUAUAGCUAUUCGAAUAAUUGAUAUAGACAAAAAUUUCGAAAAAAUAUUAAAUUAA